CCGAUCCACAUCUUAUCCGAGGACAAACGCGGCCAGACCCACGUGAUACACACGCCUUCGUUACGAAGACUCGGGCUUGAGAAAGGUGGGCUCGACAGUUUUUCCACGUCGUUUCUCAUCGUUGCGUCGAUGGGUGACACAAGGGUCAACGAGGAAGUGCCGUUUGCGCUUGACCGAAUGACCGGGAUGGAUCAGAAUCCGGAGGAAUAUCGCGCCGAACCGACGAAAAACGAGUCCGAGAACGAGAGCAACGACGAGGAUUAUGCGCGUUCGCCCGUGUUGCUGGAUCUGGACGAGAACUCGAAGCAGCAGAAGGCCACGGGUCAGGAAGUGAGCUCGCCGAGUUCCGCGGUGGAUCAGCAACAUCUGCAGGAUCAAGGACUGAUACCAGACGAAGCCGCGCGCUCUCAUCAGUCGUUAAGAAACAGAUGGCAAGAGGCGAAUUUCGUGGCGCGCAGCGGCGAGCAGAAUCCCGAGGGGGUGCUGGUAAUUAGAGUGCCGGAACCGGAAAUGAUCGGGAGCCACUCGCAUCUCGAGAUGCUUCACGAGACCAACAUCAGGUCGGUGUCACGGGAACCGUCGCAGACCGAGAAAGACUACAAGAAGUCGGCGUGCGAUCGCGAGCGCACAAGAAUGCGCGACAUGAAUCGCGCAUUCGAACUGCUCCGCUCAAAGUUGCCGAUCUGCAAGCCGCCCGGCAAGAAGCUAUCCAAAAUCGAGUCGCUGCGCCACGCUAUCACGUACAUCAGACACCUGCAGAGUUUGCUGGAGCCGCAGUACACCUAUUUACCUGGCGUGCCCGAUCGACCCAGCCACGGUUACUACGUCGCCCCGCGCAAUAUCCCGCCGGCGUCCUUCGAGGUGCAACAUCCGGCGGCACGUUGGGAGUCUUUGGCUUAUUACAGAUAUGAUUACCACGCGCCCUUCGCCGCCCCGUCGCCGCCGACUCUGGUAUCGUCCCUGCAACCGAGACUGCCGAUCGAUCAGGACGACCGGCAGUUUCCUUACGAAGCGCGUCAUUAACUUUCACACUCAGUGCGACUUGAAAUUAAAUAGUUACGGGAGAAUACGUAUUUCUGUCUCAAAGAACGACUUGUUUUCGACGAAGAAACGUGAUUUUUAAUUAAAUAAUGUUGGGAAAAAUAAUUUUAUGUGUGUAAAAAAAAAA
Molecule: messenger RNA, 1168 nt
Organism: Pseudomyrmex gracilis
Lineage: Eukaryota; Metazoa; Arthropoda; Insecta; Hymenoptera; Formicidae
Gene: sage
Exons: 4
Coding region: 130-1023 (297 amino acids)
Biological process (GO): mesoderm formation; regulation of transcription by RNA polymerase II
Cellular component (GO): nucleus
Molecular function (GO): RNA polymerase II cis-regulatory region sequence-specific DNA binding; DNA-binding transcription factor activity, RNA polymerase II-specific; protein dimerization activity
Source: RefSeq, a predicted model, not a curated record